UGGGCCUUCCUAUUCAGUUUGAGCUUUUAUGGGCCUUUUCUCGAACUCUUGUUUCUUUUCGAGUGCACCCCCAAAUUCUGCAGCAAAAUGGCCUGUUCAAACGUAGUGAGAAGACUAUUAGCAAAAACUCCAAGAACUGUGAAACCACCUCUUUCGUUUUGUUAUUCAACAUCAAGAUCACGAUCAUUCCUACUCUCGCCUCCACUGAUUCUUCCAGAACCUUCUACUUACUGUUCCACAGCAACCCCCUAUCUUUCUAGAAGCUUCUGCUCCUCCGGCCCGUCGGGUCCCCACGACACUCCAUCGCUCGGUCCAGUAGCAGUUGAUUAUAGUGGUGUGCUACAAGAGGAGGAAUUUCACAAACUGGCCGAUUCUACAAUUCACCAUCUCCUUGAGAAGAUUGAGGAAUAUGGGGAUUCUGUGGAUAUAGAUGGUUUUGAUAUAGACUAUGGGAACCAAGUUUUGACCGUCAAAUUAGGGAAUUUGGGAACUUAUGUGUUGAACAAGCAAACGCCAAACAGACAGAUCUGGAUGUCGUCACCUGUGAGUGGUCCGUCAAGAUUUGAUUGGGAUCAAAGUGCUCAAGCUUGGGUUUACAGGCGUACCAAAAACUAUCUGUUUGGAAUUUUGGAAAACGAGUUGGAGCAGCUAUGUGGUAACGCCAUUAGUCUCUCGUGAACUUGUUGAAGAUGCUUUGAUGACGGGUGGGUGCUAUGAUCUCUUUACUUUUAGGCGCAGGAACUCAUAUCUUUCUUAUACGUAAUCAAGAUAUAGUUUGCAACUGUCGUGGUAAUUUUUAUUUAUGCUGAAUGGAUUGAGUGCACAAGAAGAAAUAUAAGUUUAUGUCUGUAGAAGUACAAAAAUGAGUUGUUUUCUAGCUCUCUCUCCCUCUCACUCAUGCCUUUCUUAUGCUUGAUCAAGUUAUAUAAUCUACCAAUUUCGUACUAAA
This is a messenger RNA of Daucus carota subsp. sativus, 949 nucleotides long. Its product is annotated as frataxin, mitochondrial. The record is from RefSeq and is a predicted model, not a curated record. Lineage: Eukaryota; Viridiplantae; Streptophyta; Magnoliopsida; Apiales; Apiaceae. Gene Ontology annotation, cellular component: mitochondrion. Bases 88 to 678 code for a protein of 196 amino acids. Gene Ontology annotation, molecular function: ferric iron binding; ferrous iron binding; 2 iron, 2 sulfur cluster binding. Gene Ontology annotation, biological process: intracellular iron ion homeostasis; iron incorporation into metallo-sulfur cluster. The transcript has 5 exons.